Trichechus manatus latirostris (Florida manatee) is the source of this 1628-nucleotide messenger RNA. RefSeq names its product interleukin 20 receptor subunit alpha (gene IL20RA). Gene Ontology annotation, molecular function: cytokine receptor activity; interleukin-20 binding. The record is from RefSeq and is a predicted model, not a curated record. Gene Ontology annotation, cellular component: plasma membrane. NCBI's taxonomy places the organism in Eukaryota, Metazoa, Chordata, Mammalia, Sirenia, Trichechidae. The transcript has 6 exons. Gene Ontology annotation, biological process: cytokine-mediated signaling pathway.
UAUAUUUUCCUUUUCCUCAACUAAGACAUCAAUUCCUUUCUACUCCUUUUUCAGUUCCCUGUGUUUCUGAUGGUUUGCCUAAACCUGCAAAUAGCACUUUCUCAUCCAUAAACAUGAAGAAUGUCCUACAGUGGAAUCCACCAGAGGGCCUGACGGGAGUUGAAGUUAUUUAUACUGUGCAGUGUUUCAUAUACGGGCAAAAGAAAUGGCAGGAUAAAUCUGAGUGCAGGAAUAUCAGUAGGAUGCACUGUGAUCUCUCAGCUGAAACCUCUGACUAUGAACACCAGUAUUAUGCCAAAGUUAAGGCCAUGUGGAAAACAAAUUGUUCCAAAUGGGCAGAAACUGGACGAUUCUACCCAUAUUUAGAAACACAGAUUGGCCCACCAGCAGUUGCUUUGACUAGUGAUGAGAAGUCCAUUUCAAUUGUUCUGACGGCUCCAGAGAAGUGGAAGAGAAAUCCAGAAGAAGGUUCUGUUUCCAUGCAACAAAUAUACCCCACUUUGAAAUAUAACAUGUCCGUGUACAAUACCAAAUCAAAUAGAACGUGGUUGCAGUGUGUGACCAACCGCUCGCUCGUGCUCCCCCGGCUGGAGCCAGACACUCUGUACUGCGUCCGUGUGGAGUCCCUCGUCCCUGGGCCUCCUCGCCUUACUCGGCCUUCUGAGAAGCAGUGUGUUAGUACUUUGAAAGAUCAGACAUUGGCGUUGAAGAUUAAAAUCAUCUUCUGCUAUGUUUUGCCCAUAUCUGUUACCAUGUUUGUUUUUGCUGUGUUGGGAUACUCCAUGUACAGAUAUAUCCAUGUUGGCAAAGAGAAACACCCAGAAAAUUUGAUUUUGAUCUAUGAAAAUGAAUUUGACAAAAGAUUCUUUGAACCUGCCGAAAAAACUGUGAUUAACUUUAUCACCCUAAGUGUUCUGGAUGAUUCUAAAAUGUCUUGUAAGGAUAUAAGUUUAAUGGAAAAAAGCAGUGAUGUAUCCAGCCUUAACGAUACCAAGCCCAGUGAGGACCAGGAGCCCCAUCAGACGGAAGAUGAGGUGAAACACUUAGGGUAUGCUUCACAUUUCAUGGAAAUUUUCUGGGACUUGGGGAGAAACACAAAUGGUAUUUCCCUGCCCCAGCACGAGUCACUCAGCAGAACAAGAGCCAUGGAUGAAACAGUCAUAGAAUAUGAAUAUAAUGUAAAAAUUACUGAUAUUUCUGUGGGGUCUGAAGACCAAGAGCUUAAUUUGCAGGAGGAGGUAUGCAUACAAGGAAAAUUAUUUGAGCAACAGGCACCUCUGGCAAACUUGGGCCAACAGACAUUAUUGUAUCCAUAUGUUCCCCAGCCCAGAGACUUAGACCACCCAAUGCAGGAGCUCACAGACACUGGGCAGGGGCCAGAGGAAGAGCCAUCAACAACACUGGUUGAUUGGGACCCUCAGACUGGAAGGCUAUGUAUACCUCCAUUAUCUGACUUUGAACAUAACUCAGAGGGAUGUGAGCAUUCUUAGUGUGUUGGGCUCACGGAGGACAGCCUUUUGUCCAGGCUGUAUGAGGAGCAGGCUCCAGACAGACUACUGGAAGAAAAUGAAACCUAUCUCAUGCAAUUUAUGGAGGAUUUGGGAUUAUACAUACAAACAGAACACUAA